AUGGAACUUAGUUUUGUUGCAGUUCUUGUUUCAAUCACUUUGUUCCUCUUUUUUGAUGCCUACUUAUGCACCGCUGCUACUCCCAUUUACUCUUCAAGGCUGAUUCACAGGUUUUCUGACGAAGCGCAGCAGCUUUGGGUGUCGAAAGGGAAGAGCAAUGGAAAAAGUAAUACCCAAGGGGCGUGGCCGGAGAAAAAGAGCUUGGACCAUAUGAGAUUGCUGUUGGGAGGUGAUUUGAAGCGGCAGAGGCUCAGGCUUGGGACCCAGAAUGAGCUUUUGGUUCCUUUUCAAGGCGGCCAAACUUAUAAUUAUGGCAAUGACUUGGGUUGGUUGCAUUAUACAUGGAUUGAUGUGGGGACGCCAAACACUUCUUUCCUUGUCGCAUUGGAUACUGGAAGUGAUUUGUUUUGGGUUCCUUGUGAUUGCGUACAAUGUGCUUCACUUUCUUUAAGUCACUACUCCAUGUUGGAUAGAGAUCUGAGUCAGUAUAGUCCAUCCCGCUCGAGCACUAGCAAGCAGUUACCUUGCAGCCAUGAGUUGUGCGACCAUGGGCCCAAUUGCAAAAACCCAAAGGAGCACUGUCCUUAUACUGUUAAAUAUUUAUCAGAAGAUACUUCAAGCUCAGGAUUUCUGUAUGAGGAUCAGAUACAUUUGGCCUCUGUGGGAGGGAACAAACAACCAAGUACUGCCCAGGCUCCUGUAAUCUUAGGCUGUGGUAGCAAACAAAGUGGUUAUUAUUUGGAAGGAAUUGCCCCUGACGGUCUCAUGGGAUUGGGGCCUGGGGGCAUUUCUGUUCCUAGUUUGCUUGCAAAAUCGGGACUUGUUCCACUUUCAUUCUCAUUUUGCUAUGACAAGAGCUAUUCUGGGAGACUGUUCUUUGGGGAUCAAGGGCCUACAUCUCAAAGAUCUACUCCAUUAUUACCAUUGAAAGGAAAAUCGGUUACCUAUAUUGUUGAAGUGGAGAGUUACUGUGUUGCGAAUUCCUGUCUAAAGAUAACUCAAUUCAAAGCACAAGUAGAUACUGGGUCAUCAUUCACAUAUCUUCCACAUGAGACGUAUGAACAAGUUGUUGCUGAGUUUGACAAACAAGUUAAUACUAAAAGGAUUACAGCACAAGGAUUUGACUACUGUUACAAGGCUCGUUCGCUAAAAUUACCCAGCAUGAAACUUGUUUUUUCCAUGAACCAAAGCUUUGUAAUUGAAAAUCCCAUGUUCCAGGUUGCUGACAAUCAGGGAGACUUAAGUUGCUUAGGCGUACAUCCUAUGGACGGGGAUAUUGGUAUCAUUGGACAAAACUUCCUGAUGGGUUACCGCAUGGUUUUUGAUUGGGAGAAGUUGAAGCUGGGUUGGUCUAAUUCGAACUGUCAAGACAUUGGUGACAGCCAGGAAGUCCACCCGACACCUCCCCCAAGUGGUGCGUCGCCAAAAUCUUUGCCAAUAAUCCAACAACAGCACCCCGCCAGUGGGCACGCUGUGCCACCUGCUGUUGCUGGUCGAGCUCCUCCAAAGCCCUCUGCAGCCUCUCCUCUUUCCUCGCUGCAUCAUUAUGGCAUUACAAGUCUGCUUCUUCCUUCAAGACAACAAAAGGAAAACUCUCUUCACAUUUCUCUCUAUAACUCUACAAAAAUCAAGAAAGAAAAGCUUCUUCAAGUUUUACCUGCCAAAAAGUUUUCAGACAGAACAAAGAAGAAGAUGGGGGUUUCAGGCACUAUGGAGUACUUGUCUGAUCUGCUUACAAGUGCUAAAAAGGGUAAGAAAAGGAAGCAGAUGAACACUGUAUCUCUCAAAGUAAGAAUGGAUUGUGAAGGCUGUGUACAUAAAGUCAAGAAAGCUCUCUCAGCAGUGAAAGGCGCGAAAUCUGUGGAGAUCGACUUGAAGAACCAGAAGGUAUCAGUGACUGGUUUUGUUGAUCCAAAGAAGGUGCUGAAGGCUGCUAAAGCAACUGGGAAAAAAUCUGAGCCAUGGCCAUAUGUGCCAUACACAAUGAUAGCUCACCCUUAUGUUGCUGGAGUUUAUGACAAAAAGGCACCUCCAAAUUUUGUUAGAGGCACUAAUGAUCCAGCCAUUGUCACUCUUAAUCCAGUUGAAGAACAGUACACACUCAUGUUUAGUGAUGAUAAUCCUAAUGCAUGCUCUGUCAUUAGUGGUUGUAGUGGUGAGGGGGUCGUGGUGUUAGAGGUGAUUCUGCCUUUUGAAGCUGAUCGUGGGUGGUUGCUGAGAUGGAGGUGGCUCGGAAAGUCAAGGGUCCCCACUGCACAGCAGCGACCAGAGGUGGCAUCGGUGGUGAACACACCUGGUAGCUACGACGAUCUGAGGGAGAGCGUAGAGAAAGACGAGAGUCCCUCACCUCAGAUCACUUCGAGAGCUGCUAAAGAAAACAAAUUUGUAUUAAACAAAGAUGAGAGGUUGGGGAAUGGAACAGUUAGGUAUGCUGAAUCAGUUGUGAAUUCCAGCACUAUUGCAGCCAUUGUGACCUCGCUUUGUGGACCACCUGCUGCGGUGGGAAUAGUCCGGUUAUCAGGCCCGUCUGCAGUAUCCAUUGUCGGGCGUGUGUUUCGACAAGCUUCGGAAAAGAAGAGAAGAAGGCCUGACUGGCGGCCAGUUAGCCAUGUUGUGGAGUAUGGUGUGGUUGUGGAUUCUCACGGGAAUGUUAUUGAUGAGGUGUUGGUGGUUCCCAUGUUGGGCCCAAAAUCAUACACUCGUGAAGAUGUGGUUGAGCUUCAGUGUCAUGGUAGUGAAGUAUGCCUACGUCGCGUUUUGAGGGCUUGCCUAGAUGCUGGGGCAAGGAUUGCGGAACCAGGCGAGUUCACACUCCGUGCUUUUCUAAAUGGUCGUUUGGAUCUCUCACAAGCUGAGAAUGUGGGCAAACUUAUAUCAGCUAAAUCAGUGGCUGCUGCAGAUUCAGCAUUGGCAGGAAUGCAGGGUGGCUUCUCUUCUUUAGUGAAAUCGUUAAGAGCUCAGUGCAUUGAGUUGCUUACAGAGAUCGAAGCUCGUCUGGAUUUUGAUGAUGAGAUGCCUCCCCUUGAGUUGAACCUAGUUAUAGAUAAGAUACAAGGGAUGUUGCAAGAGGUGGAUAAUGCUUUGGAAACUGCCAAUUAUGACAAGCUUCUUCAAUCUGGAUUACAGAUAGCAAUUGUUGGCCGACCAAAUGUUGGGAAGUCGAGCCUGCUUAAUGCGUGGAGCAAAAGUGAGAAGGCAAUAGUCACAGAUAUUGCUGGUACAACACGUGAUAUAGUAGAAGCGAAUAUUUCUGUUGGUGGCAUUCCUGUUACGCUCCUUGAUACAGCAGGUAUCAGGGAUACUGACGACAUAGUGGAGAAAAUCGGCGUGGAAAGGUCUGAAGCAGUUGCUACAAGUGCUGAUGUCAUUGUAAUGACUGUAAGUGCAACAGAGGGAUGGACUUCUGAGGAUGAAAAACUUCUUGAGAGGAUUCAAAGCAAUAAGAGUGGAUCUUCAUCGACUCCAGUAAUUCUUGUGAUCAAUAAGAUAGACUGUGCUCCAUCUUCUUCUUGUGAUUGGGUUAAUACACUUUCCAGCUCUUUCAACAAGCAUGUUUUUACCUGUGCUUUGAGUGGUCAAGGGAUUCCAGAUUUAGAUGCUGCGAUAAUAGAGCUCGUAGGCCUAAAUACGAUCCCUACCGGGGGUCGCAAAUGGGCAGUGAACCAGAGACAAUGUGAGCAGCUGGUUCGAACAAGGGAAGCUUUCAUAAGGUUGAAGUCAUCAAUUAACGAAGAGAUACCCUUCGAUUUUUGGACAAUUGACCUAAGAGAAGCUGCUUUGGCGCUCGGGCAAAUAAGUGGAGAAGAUAUUUCUGAAGAAGUAUUGUCCAACAUAUUCGGUAAAUUCUGCAUUGGCAAAUAG
Molecule: messenger RNA, 3861 nt
Organism: Fraxinus pennsylvanica
Lineage: Eukaryota; Viridiplantae; Streptophyta; Magnoliopsida; Lamiales; Oleaceae
Source: the annotation of a GenBank genome assembly